CCCCUUCUCUCCAAACUCCACUUACUCUUUCCCCUUCAUCUUCAACAUUUCUCAUCUUGCAGGCUUCAAUGAGUUGUUGACCUCUCAAUUCAUCUUCCCUGUGCGCUUCGUCUCCCUGUUUGUCGUCGUUGUUUUCCGAAAAUGGCGUUGGAUCUGAUGAGUUUUCCAAAGAUGGAUGAUCAGACGGCUAUUCAAGAGGCUGCAUCACAAGGAUUGAAGAGCAUGGAGCACUUGAUCCGCCUUCUUUCUCACCAGUCAAACCACGUCGAUUGCACUGACGUCGCCGAUCUCACUGUCUCUAAGUUCAAAAAAGUCAUCUCACUACUCAAUCGAACUGGUCACGCCCGGUUCAGACGCGGACCGAUUCAGUCCUCAUCUUCCUCGUCUUCCCCAUCAUCAUCCUCUGCUUCUCUAACUGUUCCUAAUUCCCACAAGAAUCUAAGUCUAAUUCCGGCUCCGAUUGCAACACCGGCUGCGGCUCCGGUUAGUUUCGUUCAAUCGCAGCCACAGAGUUUGACUCUCGACUUUACAAAACCUAGUUUGUUUAGCGCCAACACUAAAAGUACCGAGUUUGAGUUUACAAAAGAAAGCUUUAGCGUUUCGUCGAACUCUUCGUUUAUGUCUUCCGCGAUCACCGGAGAAGGUAGCGUUUCCAACGGGAAGCAAGGGUCCUCUCUAUUCUUGACGCCGAAGCCUGCCGUUUCCGCAGGAAAACCACCGCUAUCCUCUUCAUACAAGAAAAGGUGCCACGAACAUGACCACUCCGAUAACUUCUCCGGCAAGUUUUCCGGCUCUAUCAACGGCAAGUGUCAUUGCUCGAAACGAAGAAAAAAUAGGCUGAAGAAAGUAAUCAGAGUUCCAGCUAUCAGUUCGAAGAUCGCCGAUAUUCCACCAGACGAAUAUUCUUGGAGGAAGUACGGGCAAAAGCCGAUCAAGGGCUCGCCAUACCCACGGGGAUAUUACAAGUGCAGUACCAUCAGAGGGUGCCCUGCAAGGAAACACGUGGAGCGAGCCCCAGAUGAUCCGUCUAUGUUGAUUGUAACUUACGAAGGGGAGCACCGCCACUCUCAACCCGCGAUGCAAGAGAACAUGGCUCCUGCCUUGGGACUAGUUUUCGAGUCAACGCCAUAAAAAAAAAAAAAAAAA
Durio zibethinus is the source of this 1146-nucleotide messenger RNA. Its product is annotated as putative WRKY transcription factor 17. The record is from RefSeq and is a predicted model, not a curated record. NCBI's taxonomy places the organism in Eukaryota, Viridiplantae, Streptophyta, Magnoliopsida, Malvales, Malvaceae. Gene Ontology annotation, biological process: regulation of DNA-templated transcription. Gene Ontology annotation, molecular function: sequence-specific DNA binding; DNA-binding transcription factor activity.